CUCUAGUGUGCAAUGGCAUGGAUUGCAAGAAAGAAAAUUGGAACUCCGUUUGUCAAAUAAUUUUUUCGGGGAUGUGGAAAAGAUGGCCGGUUCGUCAUGUAACUCAAUCCAUUGGUUUAGAAAAGGCCUUCGACUCCAUGACAAUCCAGCGUUAUUAGCUGCCCUAGAGAAUUGUGUGGAAUUCCAUGCCAUUUUUAUACUUGAUCCAUGGUUUCCAAAAAAUUAUAAAGUUGGCAUUAAUAGAUGGCGUUUCUUGUUGGAAGCCUUGCAGGAUUUAGAUACAAAUCUUAGAAAAUUAAACUCGAGAUUGUAUGUUGUUCGAGGUAAACCUAAAGAAGUUUUCCCAAAAUUAUUCAACAAAUGGAAGAUUACACAUUUAUCUUUUGAGUUGGAUAUUGAACCGUAUGCUUUGAAGCGUGAUUCAGAAAUAGAGAAACUUGCCACAAAUCAUAAGGUGAAGGUCAUCAAACAUGUCAGCCAUACCCUCUACGAUACAGAAAGAAUUAUUGAGAAGAAUGGUGGAAAGGCUCCACUGACUUUGACACGACUCCAGACAAUUUUAUCACAGCUAGGACCACCAUUAAAACCAUUGGAUGCCCCAACUAUUGCACAGUUCAAAGAUAUUUGUAGGCCAUUAAAUAAAGAUGAUGGAGAGAACUAUGAUGUACCAACUUUACAAGAACUUGGCCAAGAUCCAUCAACAUGUGGUCCUGUUUUAUAUCCUGGUGGAGAGACCGAGGGGUUACAACGACUAGAUAACAACAUGGCUAAAACUAGUUGGGUGGCUAAUUUUGAAAAGCCCAAAACAGAACCAAAUAGUUUAGCACCAAGUACAACUGUAUUAAGUCCUUAUUUAAAGUUUGGCUGUGUUUCUGCCAGGUUGUUUUACUGGAAAGUUCAAGAUGUUUAUAACAAAAUAAAGAAACAUUCUCAGCCUCCUGUGUCACUACAUGGACAGUUAUUAUGGAGGGAAUUCUACUACACUGUUGCAUCUGUUACACAGAAUUUUGAUAAAAUGGAAGGAAACUCAGUUUGUACUCAAAUUCCUUGGAAAACUAAUGACAACCAUUUAAAGGCAUGGAAAGAGGGACGUACUGGUUAUCCAUUUAUAGAUGCUAUUAUGAUACAGUUACGUACAGAAGGAUGGAUUCAUCAUUUAGCUCGACAUGCUGUUGCUUGUUUUCUGACACGUGGUGACCUCUGGUGUCACUGGGAAGAAGGUCAAAAGGUAUUUGAAGAAUAUUUAUUAGAUGCUGACUGGAGUUUAAAUGCUGGUAAUUGGAUGUGGUUAUCCGCUAGUGCUUUCUUUCAUCAGUAUUUCCGAGUUUACAGUCCGAUAGUAUUUGGUAAAAAAACUGAUCCUAGUGGCAGCUAUAUCAAAAAGUAUAUUCCUGUUUUAAAGAAGUUUCCACCAAAUUAUAUCUACGAACCAUGGAAAGCUCCAGUGAAAUUACAGGAAACAGCAGGCUGUAUAAUCGGCAAAGAUUAUCCUAAACCAAUCGUUGAUCAUGACACAGUUCGACCAAUCAACAUCAAGCGUAUGUCUGAAGCAUAUGCUAAAAAUAAAGAAGCCAAAUCUGGUAAAGCUGACAGUUCCGACAGUAAACGUAAAGCAAGUGACUCGACUGAAGAACCCAAGUCCAAGAAAAAGAAAUUGAAAGAAAAUAAAAAGAUAACAGAUUUUAUGAAGUGAAAGAUUCUGGAAGAUAAAAUUAUAAAAUGGGCAACAAUAAAAAAAGACAUUAAGAGGAAGACAUUAUUUUGAUGGCAUUUGUGAGAUUAAUAAACAGAAUUGUGCAAUAUGAAGAAAUAAAAUGAAAGUUGCUGAUCCCUGUCAUGCAUUUUUCAGACAUCUAAGUUUUCAUAACUUAAUCAGGCAUUAUUAAAGAGCUAAAUCUGCCUAUUGCAGGUUUUUAUUUUAGUUCAAGUUUUAUAUAAAUUGUUAAUAAGACAUUAAGUAACUUAGCAAGACCAUAAUCAACUCUCGAUGCCAUUGUAUAUUCUAGAUUUUGAACAGAUUUAAAUAUGGAUAAUCAUAUUGUAAUAAUGGUAGCAAUGACAAUUGAGGCUGCACUGUUGUUUUUAUGCUAAUAACUCGCCUCUGAGUGAAGUAAUUUCACUGGAAUUUUCAACAUAUUCCCUUUUCAUUACCUUUUAUAGCGAGAACUGUCAGCUCAAAUUAUCUAAUCUUACAUAAUGCACACUAAAGUGUACUCUAAUUGAUUAAUUGGAAAUUUAGUAAAGAAAGUCAAAUCCAAAUGUCAGAUAAUAUUGGAUUAAGGCCAAUCAGAAGGUGGCUCUGGUUUGUUUAUAUAGUCUGCAGAAGACCAGCGACUUUAAAGAUAUAUCCCCUGCAUUUAGACAACAACAUUUAACAACCAUUUCAACUCCACUGGUAACUCAGUGGUCUAAAAUGUGUGCUUUAGAUCAUAAGGUCUGCAUUGAGUCAAGUGGCAUGAUUUCAAUCUCGGGCUUACCUGACAAAGGGUUGAGUUGCCUGCUUAAACUUGUGGGUUUUCGCUGUGUUCUCCGGUUUCCUCCCACUGCUAAAGAUCCUUAUAUGCAAACAAAUUAUUGUAAUAAAAAUGUAGGGUCCCGUGUACAUAUUGGCGUGCACGUGAAAGAUCCGUUGACAGUCGGAAUUCGAUAUAAGGGUAGGCAAAAUUUACCUUAUAGCACACUGUAUGGCGUAUAUAUUGGUCUUCAUUAGCCCAGUUCGGAGCAGAACAGUAGGACUUUAAACCCCAUUUCAUUAAUUCCAUACAGAGUUAACCUACUUUGUAUAAACUCUCUAAUAGAGCCAGGGGAUUAUUAAAAAGCAUGGUUCCAUGAAA
This is a messenger RNA of Patella vulgata (common limpet), 2834 nucleotides long. Its product is annotated as cryptochrome-1. NCBI's taxonomy places the organism in Eukaryota, Metazoa, Mollusca, Gastropoda, Patellidae. Gene Ontology annotation, cellular component: cytoplasm; nucleus. The coding region runs from base 83 to 1693 and encodes 536 amino acids. Gene Ontology annotation, biological process: circadian regulation of gene expression; entrainment of circadian clock by photoperiod. The record is from RefSeq and is a predicted model, not a curated record. The transcript has 11 exons. Gene Ontology annotation, molecular function: FAD binding; DNA binding.